Haliotis rubra (blacklip abalone) is the source of this 2683-nucleotide messenger RNA. RefSeq lists its product as uncharacterized. The transcript has 3 exons. Lineage: Eukaryota; Metazoa; Mollusca; Gastropoda; Lepetellida; Haliotidae. The coding region runs from base 432 to 2012 and encodes 526 amino acids. The record is from RefSeq and is a predicted model, not a curated record.
UUUUCGCUGCUGGCUGUUUGCAGACGUGAAAGCUGCAAUGAGCUACUGUUAGUUAUCACCCUCAGCUGGUUUGCCCGAGGGUAAGGAUUUUAUGCCUCGGUGACUCGGGUGGGUGAUUUUGAAUGGCAGACAUAUCACGGUAGGAGUAUAGGUGAGGCUGAGAGCUGUGACAGUUUAGUCAAGGAAGCUAGCGAGCGAACCACACCAACUCGCCGCUCGUGGAUUUAACACGGGACUGUUAAGCGUGUUCUCAAAAGUGGACAGUGCACUGAUAAACUGGAUAUUCAUUGGAUAUACAUUUAUUGUUGUAUUCUUUGAUGCUUACCAUUGGAUUAUCUGCAGUGGAACCAUCACUCGACUAGACGCAACCACUGACAUUUGAUUGAGGACCUGGCGUAUAUGAUCUAAAUCAGCUUGAUACCAACCUCAACAUGUUUCGCUGGUUGAAGGACCGGAAGAAACAGAAGAAGAACCCGAGACAGGGGGACGUCAGUGACGACUACGGUUUCCAGGCAAGCGCCAGGGACAGCGAGGACAAGGUCUACCAUAUAUAUGAGGAGAUCCCAGACCUGCCGAACUGUGUGACCAAACCCGGAUCAUCCAGCAGUGAAAGCUCCUCGAGACUUCGGGAAACGUCGUUUUCGGAUCCUAGCUCUUCCUUUGACCAGUCCACAGCUUCAAUAUUCAGUGCUGAGACUUUAAGGAAGUAUAUUAUCGGAUCUCAGGACAAGAGCACAGAGGAUCCCCCGAGGAAAGAUGGACCGUACAUGGUUGUUCCUCUUCUGAAUUCGACAGAAGAGGAGAAACCGCCGCUACCUCCUCCGAAUGAGAAGAAGACCGAGUUCACGUGUGCUCUGGUUGGAAGGAGGAAUUCGAGUCUUUCACGAAGUACUGAGAGUGGUGUGGAGGUGUCUUACGACUCGUCAGAAUCGCUAGAAGAGGACUCGCAUUGUCAUGAUGUUGAUGAUGUUCAUCUUAGGGAAUUGCUCGGCGAACGUCUCCAGGCAGCGGCUCGUGUACGUACCCAUGCGCGGGAGGCAUCUCUGGACACAAGCGACACAGGCUAUGAAUACGACAUGAGCACCUCCAGUGAGAGUGAUCAGGCGAACUACGAAUACUACUUGAACAAAAUUGAAGAAAAUCUCAUCCACAAGUGUAAAAUCCGAGAGAUCAUUCAGCAGUGUGUUCCAGAGGAAGAUGAGUCAGACCGGGAAUCUCUGACCACAGUGUCCAGCCUCUCUUGUUGCUCCUCAACACGGACAUGCAGGUUGGUAGGCGGCCAUCGGUCAACGGACAUCGAGUCCGACGAAGGCACCCUUGCUGACCAUUCCGAAUCCGAAAACAGCAGUGGAUAUUAUGAGACCUUCAAUGGUCCCAGAGACAAACUUUCCCCCCGUUGUGCAUUUUCGUCUUCUGGAAAAGGACCUUUAAAACAAGACACCAAACUGCGCCCAAGUGAACACUCCCAUGACUGUCAAAGACAACAUUAUAUUAAAAACAAAAAGAGAACAGUGCCCAGAAAGUGCAAGCAUCGAAGUGUAGAUGCCCUAGGAUUGUGUAUACCCAGUGUAACGUCAGAGAGUUCCUGCAAACACAGGAGUCUUGACGCUUUGGGGUUGUGUAGUUCUCAAAAAGGUGCAUUUAAAAAAGUCAACCGACCAGGUCAGUUUUCUGGGCCGAAGUUGCAAUCUCAAAACAGUGGUGUAAGUAGGGUUCAAGGUCAAUCAGCAGUGAAACUUGAUCUCUAUGAGCCUCUGAAUGACUCGUCUCUAUACGACUUGGACUAUGGUUCGCCGAGGAGUGUAUGUUCUGUAGAUUCAGAAGGGCGGGAGGUGUACUCUCCUCCACCCAGUGUCAAAGACUUCUCUUCCAGAAACGCUGGUCCGUCAUACCGACGCUCCUUACAACGGCCGAUGGUUUCUACAAAUGUAUAUAGAUCUCACGGCAGCCAGAACAGACUUCUAUCAGACCUAAUCAUCAUGAACUAUGACAGACAGGUAUUUAUUCAUUAACGUGUUGACUUGGAUACUGUUUGUGCUACGACCGAAUUACCAGACCGUCGCAACCAGAACAAUCAACAAUAAGCAUUCAAUCAACGGUGUCCAUACAGCGACGGGAGCUUUUAUUGAAGAGUAUUGCUCUACUUAAACAGACUCGUAGGACACAAGUGCCUUACCAUGAAUGAAAUAUUCAUGGCGUGUAAUUAUAUACACAAACACACAAUAAGCUGUGAAUGCUUACUGAACCUGUUUUGAUGAAGUCCUGGCUGAACGAGUAAAUAGUGCUUUAGUGCUUUUCUUCUGUGUUCUUUGGAUUAGCCCAUUUCAGCUCCUGAGGUCGUAUACCGAUGUGAAUCCUUUUGAAAUAAGUGUUUCUCCAAAGACCCUUCCACUAACCUAAUGGCAUUGUCCUAUCUCUUCCAGACAUGUCUUGAAUGCCAUGUCAAUGUACUUUGCUCCUUUUGACUCUGGAACUUCUUAUCUUGUUAACUGCUAUGAAAGGACGUUAUCUAAAUCUGACGACAGUGUUUGUGAACAUGUUGGUGUAAGGUCAACAAACAUUUCACGAUCAAAUACUGCCAUUCCUAUGGCGCUUUUAUGAAGUGUUAUUGAAUGUAUUUAUGAUAUGCCAUGUUUCGAUGGGAUUCACCCCAUGACAAUCACAAUAAAGAAUAUGAAUAUAA